GUUGACAACCCUCUGAUAACACCCACUUUGAAAUAGGAGUGCUGGCUGUUUAUGCCCCAGAACUUGCUCAUCUGACGUCAUCACAGAGCUCCAGGAAGUUUGCUGUGCUCCUGACCACUGGUUCCAGAUCAGCUAACAGAACACAUUUUAACUGUGUUGGCGGUAGCUAUUCUGCAACAAAGUCAAGGCGGCUCAGGUCAGUUUUGGUACGCGGAUGCGCGCACGUACGAAUGUUUGGAGGGAGUGUGCGUGUUCGAUUGACAGUCAUAUGCAAGCCACCCUGCACACAGUCACGAUGUCUGAAGCUGCUGCUGUAGCUGAGAACAACGGAGACGCUGGACUAAAUGGGUCCUGGGUGGAGUUGGAGAUGAACCGAGCUGCGGCCACAGCUGCGGCAGGGUUGUCCCAGUCUACCUCCACCGUUGGCCAGGCUCUGGGUCUGCUCCCCCUGCCUCAGGUGGUGGUGGUGGAGGAGGUGGUGGAUGGCAUUGUGGGGGGCCUAGAGCAUGUGCCUUCCUCAUCCUCCAUCCAUAACGGAGACAUGGAAAAGAUUCUACUGGAUGCUCAGCAUGAGUCUAGCCGCAGCAACUCUUCCUGUGACAGUCCUCCCCGGCCUCCUAGUCCCCAGGAGGAUGAUCAUGAUGGACAGAUCAUCUUUGAUGUGGACGUGAGCAGCAGAAUAGAUGGCCAAUCAGAGAAAGAUACCCUGGAGAGGGACAUGGAUAUCCUGAUGAAGGACUCCGACUGGGUAGCAGACUGGUCAAGUCGGCCUGAGAACAUUCCUCCUAAGGAGUUCCAUUUCCGCCACCCCCGACAUUCAGAUACACUCAGCAUGAGAAAGACCGGGGCGAUGAAGAAAGGAGGUGUCUUCUCUGCAGAGUUCCUCAAAGUGUUCAUCCCCUCACUGCUACUAUCACACAUCCUGGUCCUGGGGCUGGGGGUGUACAUUGGGAAGAGGUUGAGCACGCCCCCUACGAGUUCUUUCUGAGCAAGAAGCUGAACGAGUGCCUGCGGGAGAAAUUCCGCUGUUGUAUGAAGAAUUCACCUCUCUCCUCAAACUAUUCCUCUCCUUUGCCCCCUCUUUCUCUCUCUGCUUUCUCCCACCUAAAUAAUUUCCUCCUCCUGUAAACUGCGCAGACCUGAACCGUGCUGUGUUCUUAGGACAGAUGUGUUGCCUCCAGCCCCCCCUCCCCCUUCCUUCCUCAUUUGUAUUGGUGAGGUAAUGAAAAGUGAGGUCAUGUUCCCUUUUCCUCUUGUUUUGGGUGUAAUUGUUUAUAAAGUGUGUUUUUUUGGGGAGGGGGCAAAGCAUAAAACCAAACUCCUCUACACACUAGCUCCAGCACUCUCAUGCCUGGUACAAGAAAGAGCUGUCUGCCCCACAGAUUUACAAAAUAGAAGUAGCCCAAGAUUGUGCCAUCUACAAUGUUGGUUUGGUGACUCUCAAGCCCGUCACUUGACCCUGAAAGGGUCUAACUAAUUUCAUAAAGAAAGAAGCUAACCUGAAAAUGUGAGCAUGCCUUUGAAAGUAAUCAUUUUGUCUAUAACUAUAAAUACAAUUUACUGUAGAUGUUAUGGUCUUUUUUAAAGUAUUUUUACCACCAUAAUAAAGCCUGAGUUUUGAUUAA
Oncorhynchus keta (chum salmon) is the source of this 1625-nucleotide messenger RNA. It is a transcript of the gene bnip3lb, whose product is annotated as BCL2 interacting protein 3 like b. Gene Ontology annotation, biological process: positive regulation of apoptotic process; mitochondrial outer membrane permeabilization; defense response to virus. NCBI's taxonomy places the organism in Eukaryota, Metazoa, Chordata, Actinopteri, Salmoniformes, Salmonidae. The transcript has 7 exons. Gene Ontology annotation, cellular component: nucleus; mitochondrial envelope; mitochondrial outer membrane. The record is from RefSeq and is a predicted model, not a curated record. The coding region runs from base 215 to 988 and encodes 257 amino acids.